This is a messenger RNA of Penaeus vannamei (Pacific white shrimp), 682 nucleotides long. NCBI's taxonomy places the organism in Eukaryota, Metazoa, Arthropoda, Malacostraca, Decapoda, Penaeidae. The record is from RefSeq and is a predicted model, not a curated record.
GAGUUUUCGUACGAGGUCGGGGCGGACCCUGUGACCCCUAGCAUGCAGGAAGCCUACAAGAAAAACGGCUAUGUUAUCAUAAGGAACGUACUGAACGAAACCGAAAUGAGAAAACUGCGAAGAACAAUGGAAUGCGAAGGAAUACAGAAGCACGCCUACAUCACGGCGGACGGGGAAGCCAGGCAGUCCGGCUUGGUUAUCUGGUUCACUGUCGACAACGAUGUGCCCAGCGCGGUGGCCAGCUCCGAGAAGGUCGCCGGGGUCAUGGAGAGGCUGAUGGGAGACGAGGAGGUGUACCACUUCAGCAGCAAGCUCAUCAUGAAGCACCCUGGCUCCCGCGGCGCCUUCACCUGGCACCAAGACUAUGGGUACUUCUACACCUGGGGCUACAUCUACCCAGACAGUGCCUCGGUAUUCAUCGCUUUGGACGAAUGCACGAAGGAGACAGGCUGCCUGCAGGUCAUCAAGGGCUCUCAUCACUUGGGGAGGAUUAACCACUUCGUUGCGGGGAAAAUGCUCCAGGCAGAUCCGGAAAUUGUGGCCGAGGCUAAAAACGUUUAGAAGUCGUCGACGUCGAAAUGAAACCUGGUGACGCCAUAUACUUCAGCGGAAACCUCCUCCAUUGCUCUCUUCCCAACGUUUCCAACAAGCCUCGCUGGUCCUACGUCAUCGCUUACAACCA